AACGUUGGCAGAAUAAAUUUUCCUCGUUGCCAGUGGUGUUAGAUAAAAGGUUCGUUUCAUUCUUUCUGGCCCGGUUCCAACGGCUGAAGAACAAGAAAACGAAAGAGUGUGACGUACAGGUAAAUAUUUGAGAUAUUUGCGGUUCAGUUGAAAGCAGGAGAAAAAAAAAGUGAGUGAAAGUGAGCACAUAAAUCAGGAAAAGAAGGUGCCAACGGAAAUGUGCUACGGCACGAGCUGAACCAGUUGAAGAGUCAUGGAAAUGGUGUUUCCGGUGCUAGAAGAAAAGUGUUACAUCCCUCCUCAUUCCUAACUACCAGUUGCCCCCUCCCACUCCAUCAUUAGCCUCAAACAGCCCGAAAAAACGUGGAAGAAUAAGAAACAGAAGAGUACACUAACAACAACAACAACAACAACAACCUCAGCCAAGCUUAAUUGUCUCAUACGAAGCUUCUCGUAAAUAGAAUAAUCCGAGCAGGCUGUGGUAGGAAGGUGGCAAAAGUGAAGAAGAAAAAAAAAACAUCGAAGGAGGCCAACCGACCAUUAACAGUCGGAACGCGCACAAACCAUCCCCCUCCCCGGCCCGAACCCGUCUUCAGUGCCACGGGAAUAAAAGUAUAGGAAGCUCGCGUGCAACUCCAGCGCGGUAUUUCGGUUGUGUUUAGUAUUAUCCUAUUCGUGGAGGAUCCUCGUGGCACUCCUUGACAACCUGUCAUCAUCAUCAUCAUCAUCGUCAUCCGCGCACGACUUGCCGACGACGCACAGCACUCUAGAUCUAUUCGAAAGCACCCACCACCGCCCCGCCCCGCAUCGGCAUCAUCGCAGUCAACCGACCACCCUCCCCCGAUUCGUAGUGAAAUCUCGUGGAAAUAAUGGAUAAAAUUUGGAUAACAUUUUUGCUGAUGAUCAUCGCAGUCAUCGACGUGCAAACAAGUGGACAAUCAGUGGUGAACGUGCAGCUCGUGGUGAAAAAAUACGCCGAACGGGGCAGCGAUGUGACAUUGUACUGCGAGAACGAUGCCGCCCCAGAUAUCGUCUACAAGGUAACGUUCCUGAAAGGUGAAAAUAAAAUAUUCGAGUACAUCAAGGGCCGGAAUCCACCGUACCGGAACUAUUCGAUUGCGGGCGCCGAGAUAGAUUGGAAAAAGGUGACGCUCUCGACGUUGACACUGAAGAACGUUGAUUACGAGGCAUCCGGAUCAUACUAUUGCGAGGUAUCGACCGACACUCCAAUCUUCACAAAAGCAUCCAACGAAGAACCGUUCCACGUGAUACUCUCCCAAAAAGGACCUCCAACGAUCGAGUUUGCCAAGAAGCAGCUCUACUACGGCGACAUGCUGAAGGCCAACUGUACCACCUCCAAGGCCAAACCCGCCCCGCACAUCACGUGGCUUAUCAACGGAAAACCGGUGGAGGACAAGUACGUUCGGCAUUUCCAUCACACGCCAAAGGGAAGCCACCGGUCGAAGCAGCUGCAGCAGUCCCAGCAGCUGCAGGAGAAACAGCAACUCACGCCACCGUCAUCCGUCACGUCGCAAAGCUCGUUCCACCACGGCAAGGUGGUUGCCGGAACGUCCGCCAGCAGUGGGCCCGCGUCCGGUCUGAAGGAAUUCAAGGCGGUGGCAAGAGAGAUCACAGAGAGGAAAGCAUCCCAGUCAAUGAAUGGCUACUCACCGUACAAAGACAACGGUGUAGGCGGUAAUUUCGAAAUUCAGCCCAACACGUUCUACAACAGUUACGAUGGGUUCUACGGCCGGGUGCCCCAACGGGACCGGGACCGAAGUGGGGCCUUGGGGGUGUUCAACAUCGAAGGCCAUCGGCAGGGAGACGAGGCGAACGAGAACGGAGAGGAGAGUGAUAAAAAGACUUCCUGGCUUAAGAACAACUAUCAUACAAACAUGUACUACGACAAUAAGCAACAGCAGCAGCAGCAACAACAACACUACGACAGUGGCUUUAGGAAACAUCACACCUCGUACGAUCGCAAAAUGCGAAGGCACGUGAACGAUGCGACCGGAGGAGACCAGAGGAAGCACCGGCCGGUUGCCAGUCACAGCCAGCUGGCGAUUCGGAUCACCGAAGCACUGACCAACAAUGUUGGCCGGAUAGAGAUCACCUGUCUGGCGACGAUUCCGGCGCACGUGGAACCCGGCGAGCAGUACGCCGACUACAAGACGUCACUCAUCAAACUCGACAUCGAGCAAAACGACCUAACGUCACCGGAACCGUCAACCGGGUCCCUCGCGCACGCCAAAUCCGACGCCGUGCAGACGUCCAACUUCCAGGCUAGUUCGGGUCUGUGUCGGAACCUGCUGGCCCUGCAGUGCGGGAUCGUUGCACUUCUGUUACUCUACCACCGGAGGGCCGCUGCAGCGUGGUUCCUCUUUUCGUCGCUAACGUAGAUCGCAGCAGACUUCUUUUUUUUCGUUUGACUCUGCUCGUCUUCGCAUGGCUACCGGAUCGAAACAAUCUCCCACCCCUGCCCCUGAGUGAGUGCUGCAGCUAUGGAAAACAGAAGUGGAAGAACAAUUGCUUUCGAGAUAAUUGCGUCGUCGCGUCCGGGGGUGAAUUCCAACAUGCAAGACGAGCCACAGUCAGCCAAAGCCAACGGAUCGAGGCCAACGAGGAGAUCACCCGAAAGCAUCCCCUCCGAAGCCGAGCCGCAUCAAAAAGCACACAUACAUCUACACACUUGUACAGAGCCAAAUCGUUGCGUGUGAGAAUGUAAGUAAUUUUAAGUGACACAGAGACUUUGAUAAAACAAAAAAAAACAAGCGAACGGCUUACAACAAAUCAGACCACAGGUUUAGCUAACUAAAUAUGAUAAUAUUUUUUACCUCCGUUUUUUUUCGUCAUCGAAAUCUAUGUAUCUACUGUAUUUUGAAUCGUUCACUAGCAGCGUACUUGUUUGUAAAAUUGAGACUCUUCACACACACACACUAACUAACACAAAACAAAACUACGAAUCAUAACAAAUGAUUGUGAAACGGUACUACUACAAACAAACAAUAACAAAUGUCAAAACAAACGUCAAACGGUUGCAUCACAAAACCCAUAGAAAAAUUAACCUAUCAAAACAAAAGUGUUAUCGUUCUCAGUAGGCUAGGCAGUUAGAGGCCAGAGGAAAACAUUAGGGUCGUGUCGAAACUAUGUGUGCGUGUGUAAAUGUCAAAGCCAAAGCAGCUCUAAACUAAACGCGAAGGAGGAAAAGUUUCCGUUUUUCGUUAGAUUUUACAACCGCAGUUCCAAAGCCGAGCUAAACAAAUCGAGAAAAAAACAAAGAACCAGAGAGUGUAAACGUAAAUGGUGACAAUUCAUUUUUUAAUCGAAAAAAGAAAACUGUAAGUUAAAGUUAAGGAUUCUGGACAAAUAUUUUCCGCGCGUUGAUCGGGAUUGUUGGGUGGCGGGAGAAAAAUGGUUUAUUUUGAUUUUCUCCCAGCUAGGAAUACUGUACAGUGGGGUUACAAAUCCAAACAAAAAGGUUACGCUUACGGUGGAUUGUGGAGGAGGAAGAUGGAAUGUUACGUUGAUUGUUGGAUUAGAAAACAUUGAAUCGUUAGGUUAGGUUUG
Messenger RNA from Ochlerotatus camptorhynchus, 3567 nucleotides. RefSeq names its product beaten path VII (gene beat-VII). Bases 870 to 2399 code for a protein of 509 amino acids. Lineage: Eukaryota; Metazoa; Arthropoda; Insecta; Diptera; Culicidae. The transcript is spliced from 10 exons. The record is from RefSeq and is a predicted model, not a curated record.